Molecule: messenger RNA, 5204 nt
Organism: Mytilus trossulus (common blue mussel)
Lineage: Eukaryota; Metazoa; Mollusca; Bivalvia; Mytilida; Mytilidae
Product: band 4.1-like protein 3
Exons: 15
Coding region: 215-2173 (652 amino acids)
Cellular component (GO): cytoskeleton; plasma membrane
Molecular function (GO): cytoskeletal protein binding
Source: RefSeq, a predicted model, not a curated record
UCAUUAAUUUCACUCAAUAUUUUAAAUCCGUAUUCUAUCAUACCUGAGUUAUGACAUCAUUUAAUCAUAGGUGGCGCUGAUAAUUGAGCGUUAGGCUUGACAUCUGAAAGGAUAUAGAAAUGUUUACCUUUUCGAAAUUACUGACCUAAAUUCCAAACCAAGGCAACUUAUUUUAUUCAAAACCGGUGACCUGACGAGAAAGUUGUAAACAAUCAUGGCCAAUGUCGAUAGUCCAGAGAAAACUCGACGCCUUGCCCAAGCUGCCAGUUCAGGGAGGAGUGUGAUUUGCAGAGUUUUAUUAUUAGAUGGAACCACGUACGACAUUGAUGUGGAUAAAAAAGCAGUUGGUUUGGUGUUGUUUGAUAAAGUUUGUGAUCAUCUUGACUUGUUAGAAAAAGACUAUUUCGGACUAAACUUUAUUGAUCCAAAAACUAACUUAGAAUCAUGGUUAAAUUUAGACAAGAAAAUAUCAAAACAAAUGAAAGAUCAAGCAUGGCAUUUUAAUUUUGAAAUAAAAUUUUACCCGACUGAUGUUCACCAGUUGCAUGAAGAUUUAACAAGGUACCAGCUUUGUUUGCAAAUAAGGAGAGAUAUUGUCAGUGAAAAAUUGCCAUGUUCCUUUGUAACCUACAGUUUGUUAGGAUCAUAUACCGUCCAAUCAGAGUUAGGAGAUUGGGAAAUGGAAGAAUUUGGUCCUGGUGUAGAUUAUAUUAAAGGAAUGAGAUUUGCUCCUACACAAGACAGAGAUUUAUUAAAGAAAAUUGUAGAACUACACAAGACACAUAAAGGUCAAACCCCAGAAGAAGCUGAACUUCAUUUUCUAGACAAUGCCAAGAAGUUAUCUUUAUAUGGAGUAUAUCUUCACGAUGCAAAGGAUGGAGAAGGUGUUGACAUACAGCUGGGUAUCUGUGCAAGUGGAUGUAUGAUCUACAAAGAUAAAUUACAAAUUAACAGAUUUGUCUGGCCAAAGGUUGUAAAGAUGUCAUACCGAAGGAAUAAAUUUUAUAUCAAACUGAGACCAGGGGAGUUUGAAGACUUUCAAAGUAUGAUAGCAUUUAAAUUACUUUCAAUAAAACAUUCAAAGAGACUGUGGAAAAUUGCUGUAGAACAUCAUUCAUUCUUCAGGUUUAAAGAAUCAGACAUGCCAAGGAAACGAGGUUUAUUAAAGCUUGGGUCAAAGUUCAGAUAUUCUGGUCGUACAUUAUAUCAGUCUAAGAUGGCUAUAUCAGCUGUUGAUAGACCUAUGCCAAACUUUGACAGGAUUCAUAGUAAAAGGGCAACUUAUGGUGGCAGGCCUAACAAAAGACCACAUGAAAUUGAAGACUAUUAUAGCAGGCCUACUAGAGAACCUAGAUCAUCUGAAAGACCACCCAAACCAGAGGUGCGUAAUGAUAACUUUAUAGAUAGAAACCCUGAUGAUGAACCUCCUCCUGCCAGAAAUGAACCAGAUAGGUCUGAGGAUGAAGAUGAGGACCCAAUAGAUACAAAACAUCGUAUGGAGAAAAUGCAUGCCAUCCCAACCCCCCUGGCAUUAAUGAACAAAGAAAGAGAACAGACAGAAAAUAAUAAUGGACAACCAAGGCACAUGGAAGAACCUGAAGAUGACAGACCAGAACCAAGAAGAGAGAGACGAGAUGAUUAUAGACGGGAACCAGAGGAAGAUAUGGAAAGACCAAUAGACAUACCACCAAGCCAUGCACCUCCUCAAUUAGAACCAGGUCAAGGUGCUCCUUUUCAAUUACUGAGUAAAGAGGAGCAAAAAAGACAACACAAGGAAGAAAAAGAAAGAAUAAAGAGAGCAAAGGAAGAAGAAAAACGGCGGAAGAAAGAAGAAGAGAAAGAAAGGAAAAGAAUAGAAAAAGAACGCAAGUCAAAGAAAGGAAAAGAACAUAUUGGUCAAGAAUGGGACCAAGCUGUAAAUACAGCUGUGAGAACAGAAGUAUAUAUACCCCCUGUUGAAGAAUCUCCUGAAAGAGUACGGCCUAAACGCAUGAGUAGUUUCGAAGAAAAUAAGGUCUCGAGAGUACACGAUGGUCACCUUUCAUCCGAGGGUGAGCCUGAUGAUUAUCCCAGUGACAAAGAAACUGAGGCUGCCGAUGAUAACGAGGAUGUCGAUGAUACAGAGAAUCAGGCAGUUACCCAGUCAAGAGUUGGUGAAGAAUUUGAUCUGUAACUUUCUUUAAUCUAUGCACCUAUGCACAUUACUUCAGCAGAGGAUUGGAAGAACAAGUGCUUCAUUUUAAUUUAACCAUGUCUAAUGUGUCAUGUUUAACAUUUAGAAUGUUAUUAUUUUUCUUUAUAUAUAGACAAUGGGAUCACUUUUUUUUUUACAAAUUUUAUCAAGUCUGUUUUUAAAUUAGCAUUGUUUGAAUUAUUGAUUUUACUGUGAAUUUUGUGAAGAUUUACAGUUUUACUUUAUUAUAAAUCACAUAUCAUUUUAUUCAAUUAAAUUUUUAGCAUUUAUAAUUGCCAACUUUAUGAUAUUUUAUGUAAUUAUUUUGAAAAUUUAGAAUGGGUCUUCUUUUACAUCCCAGUUUUUAUACAUAACAUUCCAUGAAAGUCCAUUUAAUUUGUGAUGUUUUGUUUUCUUCAUUUAAAUUUUAUAUUCAUAAAGUGAAAGUGGUUGUGCUGUUCGAGUUAGUGAUUGAAACAUUUCAUUGGAAUGUAAAUAAUUUUGUUAGAUAUUGUAAAAUUUAAAUCAAAAUGCUAUAUUUCAGCUUCGAGGUUAGGAAAGCUUUAUAGAAUAAAAAUUAACAUAUUUAAAUAGUAUUUAUAUUUGAUAAAAUAGUGCCAUCUAACUGAUUUGUUAGUACUAAGUUGUAGUGAGGUUGAAGAUUGAUUUUUUUUUUUUUUUUAUUAUUUGUAGAAAAUUGAUUAAUUAAUUAUUUUACUUAAAUUUUAGAAAUUAAACCAUCAAUCUUAACACAAAAUAUAGUGAGAUAAAAAACAAUUAAAAUAAUAUAAUGCAAAAUGACAGCUAAUACAGAAAUCCUUUUCACUGUAGUUUUUUAUUCAACUUUUUAUAAUAAAAUUGUGUGUUAUAAAUGUUGAUUAUUUCAUUCAAUACAUAUAUUCAAUCCCAAAUUAUUUGUGUCCUUGCCUUUUUUUUCUUUUUUCAAAACACAAUAUUUUUUGCCUUAAUUCAAAAUUACUUUGUUUUACUUUAAGAUAGUAUUGAAAAAAAUUUAUAAGAUAAAUAUAAAUGGGAAUAGGUUUCUUUUUACUUACUUGUAUUUUUAUAAUUAUCAGAUUAUCAUAAAUUUUAAUUAAUGAAAAGUUGUACUUUUGUGAGAAUUUAUAUGUACUUUUGACCUGAUAGAAAACUAAGAUAUGUGGAAUUCCUUGUAGACAGAAAUAAUUAUAUGGACCACAUUAUACAUCAUUAUUCUUUUAAUGCUCAACAAUAGAUACACUGCUCAUGCUCUAUAGAUUUUCUUCAUCCAAAAUAAGCAUGAUAUUGAUAGAAGAUGAAUUAACAACAAUUAACUCUUUAGAAUAAACUUUGUUUACUUUACAAAAAGAAAAACUUACACUGAUUUGUGAAUUAGAAUGAAAUCUUGUUUCACCAUACUUAGUGUCCCAAAAAUGUUUUGGUGGGGGUAGGGCUAUAAUAAAUCUUAACCAUAUUUUGAAAACAAGAACAUUUGAUGCAACAUUUUUAUAACAAGUUCAAUGUCCAUUUAAUGUAAAAGCCUAAUUUUUGUCAUCUCUUCUGAUUUGACAUUCAAAUUUUCUUUGAUUGUUUAGAUGAGGACAUUUUUGCAUCUUAUUGAAUUCUUUAUUGGCUAUUAUAUUACCCAAAAAAAAUAUCAUUAUUUCAAGGUUGUAUUGCUAAAAAUAUUAGUGAUAGAUAACAGUAGCCACCAUCAAAUCAUGGACUCAAGGAUUGAAAAACAAUAGAGUUAUCUUUUCAUGGACUCAAGUAUUGAAAAACAAUACAGUUAUCUUUUCAUGGACUCAAGUAUUGAAAAACAAAAGAGUUGUCUUUUCAGUAAAGGGGAGAUAGGAAAUUUGUGGCAUUAUAAAAAGAUUUCACUUUAUUUUAGUUCAAAUCAUAAUCUACAAAUAUAUUUAUGUAUAGAUCAAUUUAUUUUAACAUUUGUAUAAAAAUUCAUGAGGUUUUUACUCGUCAUUGGUUUUUCAAUUGUUUUUGUCUGCUUAUAUCAUUUCUCCAGAUAAAUGAUGCUUAUGUUUAAUGACCGGACUGUUAUUCCUUGAUUUUUGAUUAUUUUGCAUGCAGGUUUGCAAACCUUAUAAUGAACAUAUAUCAUUUUGUGCUUUAAGUUAAGACAAUAUGAUGUUUAGUUGGUGUAGUGGUUCUUUGUAGCUGAUAGGUGAAAUGGAUUACUAAAAUUUUUAAUUUAACCUGAUCUAAUUUUGUAAUAUGUGUAGUUUACACAGCAGUCAAUGAUAAAUGUUUGCUUUUUGGCUAUCAGCUUUAAAAAAAUAUGUUGUAAAUGGGUUGAAUAUUUUUUGGACUUGGAAAAUAUUUUUUUUUCAUAAUAUUUGACUAUAUAUUCCUAUGCUUGCACUGACCUAUUUAGGUCUGUUGUUGAUUUUUUUUAUAUAUAUGUAUGUUUUGAAAUUUUAGAAAAAUAAUGCACAAUAAUUUAUUUCAAGUCAUUCAUUGCUAGCAAUAUGAUUAAAUUGUAAUAACUUUUCAGAAUUUACCUUUCACCACAUUUCAUUAAAAAAGCUAAGUUGCAAUAAAACCAUACCUCAUUAACCUUAAAUGUUUAUCAUAAAGAAUUGGAGUCGUGUGUCUUCUGUGAUGUUUUUGUCCAUAUCACAUUUGUAUUGCAAACUUUUGAAAAAACACAUGCAAUUAAAGUUUAAAAUUGAUGUUUUAAUUUGAGAUAUAUAUUUUUAUAUAUGGAUGUUGAUCAAUUAAAAAUCAGAUGAAAUGACAGAACUUUUUUCUUUGUAAGAUAUCCAAAACAUUACUGAGUUUCUACAGAUAGUAAAGUGAAUAAAUAGCUAAUUAAUUAACAACCAUCUACAAGUGUUUUGUAUGAAUUAAAUUGAUGCAGAUAUAAAUGUGAUAUGAUGUAUAUUUAUAAUCAACAUGACAUAGUGUAUAUAAUAAUAGUACAUCUAUAUAUUUUGUACCAUUUAUCUGUCAAAUGAUGGUUUCAAUACUUACCUAGAAAAAUUUAAAGAAUUGAGGUAUCAGUCCUCAAAAAUAAAAUGAAUAUAAAAUUAAA